AUGGCUGCUAUGGUCCAAUCCAUAGAUACCAAUCUGCCUCGUUGUUUAAGCCGUGAUCUUCUGGAUCCCCGCCCCCGCGAGCGUUUGCCUAGGGCUCAAUGGGAUGCUCCGCCGCCCACCGCGGGUGACGCUGCCAUCUGGGAGUCAGCCCAGAUGGUAGAGUUGCCCCCGGACGCUUGGUUCCUCGCGCGCACACACGAACCCUGCGGUUGUCCCGGACUCCUACCCUGGACAGGGACGCAACCCCUGUCCCGCCGCGAGCGUGCAUGGGUUGCAAGGCCUGUGCUCUCCCUGGUCUUGUGGGCUGGCUACGGCAGCCCCAGACAGUUGGCUGUGCGCGCCCAAUCGUGA
Molecule: messenger RNA, 351 nt
Organism: Aspergillus pseudoviridinutans
Lineage: Eukaryota; Fungi; Ascomycota; Eurotiomycetes; Eurotiales; Aspergillaceae
Exons: 1
Coding region: 1-351 (116 amino acids)
Source: RefSeq, a predicted model, not a curated record